This is a messenger RNA of Vollenhovia emeryi, 1869 nucleotides long. It is a transcript of the gene His2Av, whose product is annotated as histone H2A.V. Lineage: Eukaryota; Metazoa; Arthropoda; Insecta; Hymenoptera; Formicidae. The coding region runs from base 79 to 465 and encodes 128 amino acids. Gene Ontology annotation, molecular function: DNA binding; structural constituent of chromatin; protein heterodimerization activity. The record is from RefSeq and is a predicted model, not a curated record. Gene Ontology annotation, cellular component: nucleosome. The transcript is spliced from 5 exons.
GCGUUUAGACGGCGUCGUUCGUGGCUGCUCGCAAGUCUUCUCGUGCCGUGUGAAAGUGCCGAAUAACCACGUCGCGCAAUGGCUGGCGGUAAGGCGGGCAAGGACUCGGGCAAGGCGAAGGCGAAGGCGGUCUCGCGCUCGGCCAGGGCCGGCCUGCAGUUCCCGGUAGGCAGAAUUCACAGGCAUUUGAAAAACAGGACCACGAGUCAUGGUCGGGUAGGCGCUACUGCGGCGGUCUACAGCGCGGCCAUCUUGGAAUACCUUACUGCCGAGGUGCUGGAGUUGGCGGGAAACGCAUCAAAGGAUCUGAAAGUCAAACGUAUUACACCUAGACAUUUGCAACUCGCUAUACGUGGUGACGAAGAAUUAGAUAGUCUCAUUAAGGCAACUAUUGCAGGAGGAGGUGUUAUUCCACAUAUCCACAAAUCGCUUAUCGGCAAGAAGGGUUCGCAGAAGCCAGCAUAAUUUAGCGAUAAUUGACAUUGAACAUUUCAAGAUUCGUCGGCAAAUGGGAGGAGGAAAGAGUUGGUCCAGUGCUUGUUAAUGAAGUGUACCUAGGUUACUAAAUCAACAGCGAGACUGGCGUGAUAUAUACAUAGAUAUAUAUAUAGAUAUAUAAAUAAAACAGUAUAUUGAGAUAUAAUUUAAUAUAGAUAAAAAAAAGAGAGUUAAAGAAAAGACAAAUGUUCACUGACAAUUGACAAACGGACAAGACAGGGAGAGACAGAAAAAAAGAGAGGAUUCUAGGCCGAGUGUAGGAAAUUUUUAGUGUGUUGCGAGCGAUGCGUUGUAGCAUGGCUCGAGAUGACGGCAGCCUUUGGUACAGUUUGUAAUUUUUGAACAUGUUGCGGUAACAUCAGAGGUCGUGUGUGGGAGCCUGUUUGAUUACCAUGUUCAAUUAUUUACCACCACGACGCAAAACUCGAUUACUUUGCUAAACCGCCAUCGUUUAACUCUGUCUCAUUUCCGCCCUUGGAUCGCGUCACGCGCCGCUUUAUAUGUAUAAAUGCAGGUUCUAUUAAUUUGCUCCUGGCAACGUUCAUUUCACAAUCUCGUGUUACGAGUGCAGUUUCAUUCACGAUAUCACGUCGACUUUCCUUCAGGUGUGUCGCAUAUACGUUUGUGUCAGCGAAAUUCUAAUGUACGGAGUAUAAAACAGUAAAGAUUUCCUUGCGUCGGUUCCACGACGAAAAAAAGAUGGUUGAUUGAGAAAACGGCGGACAUUUGUUGCGCGUGACUUCCAAUUUUCGCUCGAGCAAUUCCACUUGGCCAAAUUCGCAUAUAAAAGUACAUACUAAAGUUUUUGAUCAGCUAGUUAGAGAUAAUAAAUCGUCUCUCGUUGCACAAUUUACAAGUUUCUUGCGCUUUCCUCCUGUCAGAAUCACGAUGAUUAAUUAUAGGGUUCUGAUAACAAAUAGCAACGAUCCCAAAGUUCGUGACUUUGCGGCUCGAUUGUACAUAGCGUUUUUAAUAAUUUACAAAAAAAAUAUCUCUUGUAACAUACGUGAAUAUUGAGUUCUACGAGCAUCUGAAAUUAAGCCUCGUCUGAAGAGUCCGACAGGAAUGUUCGGUUCUGUUACAAAUUUCCUGGAUAUUGCGAACUUGAUAAUGGCGAAGACUGACUUCGUUUCUUGUAAAAUGAUCUAUGGUUACGGAUGUAGAAACGAUUCGUGGUAACCCGGAGGUUUAUAUGGACAUGUAAGAAUGUGCCGAUUUUUAUUUUCCCCCACUUCAAUGGAUUUUUCUUUCUUCUCAUUUUAAUGUUUGUCAAUUCGUUAUUUCUACGAUUUAGCAUAAUUUUUAUUGUACCUACAGUUUCGCACCAUAUGUAAAACGUUCAUUUUCAUAAUAAAGAUAAAUUUUAUUAAA